Adineta steineri is the source of this 3036-nucleotide messenger RNA. The record is from the annotation of a GenBank genome assembly. Lineage: Eukaryota; Metazoa; Rotifera; Eurotatoria; Adinetida; Adinetidae.
AUGAACGACGAUUUGAAAUAUUGGCAUGCGACAGAUGGAGAAAUAACUUUAUCAACAGAACGAUUUAAACAUGGUACAUCGAGUUUAAAAUGGGAAUGGUCAUCAUCAGCAGCAGCAUUGACUUAUACCAAUCCCGAAGCUUUUCAUUCUCUAAAAUGGGCAAAUAAUAAAUGUUUUGCAUUUUGGUUAUUCAAUAGUCAAGAAUCUAAUAUCGAUGAAAAUAAUCCUCAACAACCACUCUAUAUUGAAUUUUUAAGUGAAAAAGAUAAUAAACCUAUUGCCCAUCUUUGGUAUCAUGUUAAUUUUUAUGGUUGGCGACCAAUAGGUAUACGUUAUGGACUUUUAUCACAAUUUAAAACUAAUUUAACUCGUAUACAUGGUAUUCGUUUUACUUCACCAUCAAAUGUUUCAAAUGGUGUUUAUUUUAUAAAUGGUAUUAAUUUUGAUUAUACACAUACAGUUGGACCUAAAGCUGAUUAUCAACAACCUUGGGCAACACCAGAAAAUAUUAAACGAUUAACUGAUGAUCCAUCAAAAUGGUUAUUUAAUUCAAAGAAUAUUUUUUAUAAUCGUCCAUGGUUAGAAGAACAAAAAAUCAAUGUAACCGAUGAUGAUAUUGAUAAAUUAAAAACUCGUUGGCUUAAAACUAUACCUUAUGGAACAUGGUCACCAACUACAAAACCAGAAACAUUUCAAAAAUUACAAGAGUUAGUAGAAGUCUAUGGAAUUAAACCGGAUACGAUUUCAAAUGUUCCAUUAGGUAAAGGUGGUUUUUAUUCUCCAACAAAUGCGUUAGAUAUUCAACCUUUUCUAUUGGGUCCAUUAAAACGAACUGCAACAACAUAUCAAUGUCAUCGACAUAGUCAAACUUUUGAAAGCGAAGAAGGUCAAAAUGUUUGGAUAUUAUUACAACAAUUAUGUGAUUAUUUAUUAGAACAAGGAUGGGCUGAAGGAAAUUUAAAUGUUGAAGGCCAUUUAGAUAUCGGAUAUGAAAUUCGAUAUUUCCCAAUGUGUCUUGUUUAUAUUCGUGAACAACUCAAUGAAAUUCCUCGAUUACAAUCAAUGAUUACAUCAGGUAUAUGGAUUAUGUAUGGAAAUUUACUUAUUGAACAACAAACAUCAACAAUGGGUACUGAUAUUAUUCAUAAUUAUCUUACUAAUGUUGUACGACUUAUUGUUUGUAUAUCAGAUCAAGAUGAACUUAUUCGACGUAUUAUUGCAUUUCGAUAUCUUUUGGAUUAUUCAUUUGAAAAUCGUAUUCAUGAACCUCUUGCUUUAGAUGGAACUGUACAUCAUCAUUGGAUGUGUCAUUUUGAAUAUGCAUCUUAUUCAUUACCUGAUAUACUUAAUUUAGUAUCGGAUAUGAAUGAUACAUCAUUUCAAUUUUCUGAUAAUAUUCGUCGUAUUCUUCGACGUUGUAUUCAUACUUUAAAUUUUUGUCUUAUUGAAAAUGAUAAAAUACCACCAAAUCUUAGUGGUCGAGCAGGAAAAUUUGUUACAUGUAACGGAAUUAAUAUGACUAAAAAAUGUGUAUGUAUUUGUGAUCGAGAUCAUACUUAUGAUCCAUUUGUUGCUGGAAUGCUUGUCGAUAUGUGUCCAAAGACUGAUAAAAGUAUUAUACCGUAUAUCAAUGAUGGUGUUGAUCCAGUUCCACUCGAAGGCCAUUUAACAUUGAAUUCAACUGCUGCUUGUAUUCAUCGACGUCAAAAUUUCUUCGCUUGUAUUGUUGGUAUGGGUAAAAAUCGACGUGGUCUUGAAAUAUAUGGUUGGUUAUCCGAUACAAAUAAUUAUGGUGAAUAUGUUCGUAAUUGUUCUAUAUUUAUUGCACCAGCUGAUAAUCAAGGUAUCAUUAAAUAUUCUAAUGCUGGUUGUGCUUAUCCUGGUUGGCAAUGGUCACAUUGGCCUGGUACAACAUGUUUAUUAAAACCACGUUCAGAAUUAUUUGAAGGUUAUUGUAAUUUAACAGCAAAAAAUUGGUUAGCUGGUGGUACAUCAAUCGCUAAUAAAGAUGGAAUGUUUAGUAAUGAUUUUUUUGUAUGGGAUGUUGCUUUUCGUCGUUCAGUUUAUUGUUUUGAUAAUCGUAUUACAGUUUUAACAUCAAAUAUUAAAUUAUUACAACAACAAAAACGUCCGGUUAUAACAACAUUAUUUCAAUCGAAUUUUUCAAAUUUAGAAAAAUUAGAACAAACACCAUUUAUAUUAAAUAAUGAAGAAGAAAUCAAUGAAUUUCCUUAUGAAAAUACAAUAGAAAAUCAUGAUUUACAUUCAAUAACUGAUCAUAGAAAUCUUACAUAUUAUUUACAUCCAAAUGAAAAUUCUAAUGAAUCCUUUCGUAUUGUAUUAAAACGUUCUGAACAAGAGAUGAUCUAUUGUAAUCCAUAUUAUUUAAUUGAUUCAAAACAAAAUCCAAUAGUUGAUAUAAAAACAAAAAAAUUUCAAGAACCAAAAUUUGAAGAUAAUGAAAAAUAUUUUAAAACAACUAAAGAUAAAUAUGGUCUUGGUUAUAUUGAACAUUUAAAUGUUGAUGAUAGUACGAGUUCAUUUGUUUAUACCAUUCUUGUUGGGCAUGAACAAUCAAAUGAAUGGAUGGAAGAAUUUUCUCAUCCAUCAAAAGAUCCUUGGUCAACAGAAGAACUCACUGAUUUACCUCCAUCAAUUAUUUUAUCGAAAAGUGAUGAUACACAUAUUUUUUAUGAUCGAAAUACGGAUACAACAUGCUAUACAUGUUAUUCAAAAGAACGUCUUGAAGUUAAUAUUGGUCUUGUUCGAUCAUUUGGACAACCAUGUAUGUCAAUGGUACGUGGUCGUGGACCAGGAUCAAUAACAAUUAGUAUUGCAACAACUGAUUUUAUGCUUAAUGAAACAAUGUGGAUGUUAUUAAAAGGUAAAUGGAAUAAUGCUCAAUUAAUAAGUGAUGAUGAAAAUGGUUGUGUUCAUGUACGAUCAGAAUUAGUGGAUGAUGAAAAUACAAAAAUUACUAUUUGGCAACGUAUCUAUAUGCCCGUUGAAUUCCAUAUUGCUCAAAUGGUUGACUAA